Messenger RNA from Arabis nemorensis, 987 nucleotides. The record is from the annotation of a GenBank genome assembly. Lineage: Eukaryota; Viridiplantae; Streptophyta; Magnoliopsida; Brassicales; Brassicaceae.
AUGAGGCCGAUUUUGAUGAAGGGACAUGAGCGUCCCUUGACGUUUCUUCGGUAUAACAGAGAUGGAGAUCUGCUUUUCUCUUGCGCUAAGGAUCACACUCCUACCCUCUGGUAUGCCGAUAAUGGAGAACGUCUCGGAACUUACCGUGGUCACAAUGGUGCUGUUUGGUGCUGCGAUGUCUCCAGAGAUUCUUCGAGAUUGAUCACUGGUAGUGCUGAUCAGACUGCAAAGCUGUGGGAUGUGAAAUCUGGACAACAAUACUUCACAUUCAAGUUUGGUUCUCCGGCUAGGUCUGUGGAUUUUGCUAUUGGUGAUAAGCUUGCAGUGAUUACCACUGAUCCUUUUAUGGAACGUACCUCUGCUAUUCACGUCAAGCGUAUUUCGGAAGAUCCCGAAGACCAGACUGCUGAUUCUGUGCUUGUCCUUGAAAGUCCUGAGGGAAGGAAGAGGAUUAACAGAGCUGUUUGGGGUCCUUUGAACCAAACCAUUGUUAGCGGUGGUGAAGAUGCCGUGAUCAGAAUCUGGGAUUCUGAGACUGGAAAAUUGCUCAAGGAAUCAAAUGUGGAAGAUGGUCACAAGAAGACCAUUACAUCGCUUUGCAAAGCAGCUGAUGAUUCUCACUUUAUUACGGGGUCACUUGACAAAACUGCAAAGCUGUGGGACAUGAGAACACUUACUCUCAUCAAGACAUACAUUUCUGGGGUCCCCGUAAAUGCUGUCUCCAUGUCUCCACUUCUCAACCAUGUUGUGAUUGGAGGUGGUCAAGAUGCAUCAGCUGUCACUACCACUGAUCAUCGUGCUGGAAAGUUCGAAGCCAAAUUCUAUGAUAAGAUUCUGCAAGAGGAAAUUGGUGGUGUGAAAGGUCAUUUUGGACCUAUAAAUGCCUUGGCAUUCAAUCCUGAUGGGAAGAGUUUCUCGAGUGGAGGUGAAGACGGGUACGUGAGAUUGCAUCACUUUGACUCCGACUACUUCAACAUCAAGAUUUAG